AUGUCCACAGAUCUCCCACCAGGUGUUUCACCAAAAGCUUAUCCACUUGCUUCAAGUGAGCUCAAUGCCGCUAUCUUAGAACUUGUUAAGGAUGCUUCUCAGAACAAACAACUUCGCAAAGGUGCUAACGAAGUUACAAAGACACUCAAUCGUUCAGUAGCAGAAAUAGUCCUUAUUGCUGGUGAUACAGAUCCAAUCGAAAUUGUUAUGCAUCUUCCACUUCUUUGCGAAGAUAAGAAUGUACAAUAUAUUUUUGUCCCAUCUCGUGCUGCACUUGGUCGUGCUUGUGGUGUUUCUCGUCCAGUUGUUGCAUGCUCAAUUGUUAAGAAGGAUAACUCUAGAUUGAAGAAGAAUAUUGAAAACUUAAAGAUAAAGAUAGAACAAGCCCUCGUAUAA
This is a messenger RNA of Trichomonas vaginalis G3, 396 nucleotides long. Its product is annotated as U4atac snRNA binding. Lineage: Eukaryota; Parabasalia; Trichomonadida; Trichomonadidae. Gene Ontology annotation, molecular function: RNA binding. Gene Ontology annotation, biological process: mRNA splicing, via spliceosome; maturation of SSU-rRNA. The record is from RefSeq and is a predicted model, not a curated record. Gene Ontology annotation, cellular component: precatalytic spliceosome; small-subunit processome; box C/D methylation guide snoRNP complex. The coding region runs from base 1 to 396 and encodes 131 amino acids. The transcript has a single exon.